CCUUGGAACUACCGCUCCCAGCGUGCACCGCGGCGGGGCCGGAGGAGAGGUGCAGUCCCUGCUGCUGGAGUGAUGCCCACCUUCCAGUUCUUGCCCUUCUCGGCCCUGCUGGGCACCCUGGGGCUCCUGUGUGUGGUGUUCACAGGGUUCUGGUCCCAGCACUGGCGCGGAGGCUUUGCCUGGGAUGGCUCCACCAAGAUGUUUAACUGGCACCCGGUCUUCAUGGUGACGGGCAUGCUGGUGCUGUAUGGGGCAGCGGUGCUGGUGUACCGGGUGCCCAGCUCCUGGGCGGGCCCCAAGCUCCCGUGGAAGCUGCUGCACGCGGCGCUGACCCUAGCAGCCUUUGUCCUGGUCGUGCUGGGGCUCGUCGCCGUCUUCGGGUUCCACAAUGCCCAGGGCACCCCCAACAUGUACUCGCUGCACAGCUGGCUGGGGCUGGCAGCUGUGCUGUUCUUCUCUUGCCAGUGGCUCAUGGGGUUCGCUGCCUUCCUGUUACCCUGGUCCCCUGCCUGGCUGCGGAUCAUCUACAAGCCCAUUCACGUCUUCUUCGGCUCCAUCAUCCUCGCGCUGGCCAUGGCAGCAUCCAUCUCCGGCAUCAAUGAGAAGCUCUUCUUCAGCCUGACGAACAAGACGGUUCCCUACGCUAAACUCCCCCCUGAGGCCUGGUUCGCCAAUUCUCUGGGGAUGCUGAUCUUGGUCUUUGGGUUGCUGGUGCUGUGGGCUCUUGCCAUGCCGGCCUGGAAGCGCCCAGAGUCAGAGUCACUGGAGGCCCGACAGCCCCUGCUCCAUUAGGACAAGUGAAGCAGCCGCCUGGAGGAGGAGCCGCUGCCCAGACUCUCCGGUGAGAAGGGCAGCUUGAUGCUCCUGCAGUUGGCGCUGAGUCAUCUCCGGAGCCUGGCCAGCACGGGGCCAAGGGGUGGAGGUGCUCUCCAUGCUCCCUCACCACCCGGCUGCUCUCCCGGAUCCCUGGCUCUUGCCACUCCCCUGCCUUCUGCUCUGGGUUCCUGCACGUGCUGCUUCUUCCUGGGAUUCACCAAGCAGCCUUGGCCCCUCUUGCCAUUGUGCUGCUGUGCCUUAGGGGCCCUGGCUGACGCUACGACCUAGAUCAAGUACCCUGAACUAAAAUAAAAUCCUGCUUUGUGGCGCUUGCCCUGGCGUCGGCUCUGCAGGAGGCGGGGCCCGGUUGUGUGUAAGGAGCCUGUGCUGGCCGCUCAGCUGUAGCAGUGUGCAUGCACCUGGGGCAUCAGCGUGCCAAGCUCCAGCCAGCUUCCCUUUCCCACUGCCUGCUUAGCACCCACUUCUGCUCUCUGGCGCUGUCCCCUGCUACCUUGGGAGAGUCUCUGCUAGGGCUCAGAGCUAGGGUGACCAG
This is a messenger RNA of Terrapene triunguis (Three-toed box turtle), 1369 nucleotides long. RefSeq names its product cytochrome b ascorbate-dependent protein 3. Gene Ontology annotation, cellular component: lysosomal membrane. The record is from RefSeq and is a predicted model, not a curated record. NCBI's taxonomy places the organism in Eukaryota, Metazoa, Chordata, Testudines, Emydidae. The transcript has 6 exons. The coding region runs from base 73 to 792 and encodes 239 amino acids. Gene Ontology annotation, molecular function: oxidoreductase activity.